This is a messenger RNA of Suillus subalutaceus, 198 nucleotides long. RefSeq lists its product as uncharacterized. The coding region runs from base 1 to 198 and encodes 65 amino acids. The record is from RefSeq and is a predicted model, not a curated record. The transcript has a single exon. Lineage: Eukaryota; Fungi; Basidiomycota; Agaricomycetes; Boletales; Suillaceae.
AUGCAAAUUACAUCCCCGAUAUAUAUUGCUGGUGCCGCGCCCAACACGGAAAUUGCAUAUAAUGUGCUUCUGGAUAUACUACUCGACGCCCUACCGCUUUUCGUCAAUCUCCAAUCGCUAUCGUUCAUGUUCGUGGACCUCAGCCAAUUCCAGGUAUUGAAACUGUGCGCGCUACGAAGCCUUGGGAACCUUUUCUAG